Messenger RNA from Corticium candelabrum, 906 nucleotides. RefSeq names its product protein SCO1 homolog, mitochondrial-like. Lineage: Eukaryota; Metazoa; Porifera; Homoscleromorpha; Homosclerophorida; Plakinidae. The transcript is spliced from 7 exons. The record is from RefSeq and is a predicted model, not a curated record. Gene Ontology annotation, biological process: mitochondrial respiratory chain complex IV assembly. The coding region runs from base 66 to 896 and encodes 276 amino acids.
CAGAACACGUGGUAGGCGCGAUGUAUCUGGGAGUACGAGGAUUUUGCUAAUCCGGGCAACUGAUUAUGCUUGUGUCGAAGUGCCUUCGUAGCGGCUGUGUGGCAAGCCGUUUGCAACAACCGGUUAAUUGUAAAGUUUUAUUCAAACGGACAAGAGAUGGCCUGGGCAAACGGUUGACAGUGCCUGUAUGUCAGAUUUCUUCUGGAGGCAAGUCGGGACAGAAGCAAUCAAUCUUUGGUGGUUUCUUUAGUUCUAAAGGGCCGAUAACAUGGAAGACACUCGGGGUAUUUACGGUCAUCGGUGGUGCAGCUGUAUUCUAUGUUCACACUUUGAGAAAGCAGAAACAACAAGAACGUGAACGAGAAAAGACACGAUCAGUCGGUAAAGCCGCUAUUGGUGGACCGUUCUCACUUAUUGAUCAUAACGGGGAGCGAAAAACAAGUGACAAUUUUUUGGGACAAUGGCUGAUGAUUUACUUUGGAUUUUGCCAUUGUCCUGAUAUCUGUCCUGACGAACUAGACAAAAUGGGCAUGGCUGUGGACGGAGUCAACAAGCUGUCUGACCUCUAUCGUUUGCAACCAAUUUUUAUCAGUGUAGAUCCAGAGCGAGACACUCCUGAAGCAAUCAAGGAGUAUCUUAAAGAUUUUCAUCCCACAAUGAUCGGUCUGACUGGCACACGAGAAGAGGUUGACAAAGUUGCCAAGGCAUAUCGUGUGUAUUACAGUUCUUCGCCAGUCAAGGGCGAUAAUGACUACCUCGUCGAUCACACAAUUAUCAUGUAUUUAGUAGGGCCGGAUGGAAAUUUUAUCGACUAUUUUGGUCAAAACCGAACCGACGGCGAAAUCACUGCCGUUGUAGCAAACAAAAUGCUGAAACACAAGUUGUCAGGACGAUGAAAAUUGCAAU